GUCCUCACUGCAGUUGCGAACUCGGUUGGACGCGAGUCUUAAGCCUGCAUCCGAGCCACUGACACUAGUACUACCGCCACAAUGGUUAACGCCGGGGUGCAGCCCGGAGGUCACCAUGGACUGAACGCGGACAUCUGGUCCAACAUCCUGUCCUUCGUCAGUCCCAGCGACGCACGGAGUUUAUCCCUCGUCUCCCACACCAUCCACCCCGCCGCUCGCCGCGUCGUCUUCUCCCGGGCGGAGAUCUCUGAGCAAAACCAGCUCGAGCAUGCCCACGCCUUCAUGAUAGGGGAGCCGCAUCAUCGCGCCUGCUGGCUGCGCGAGUUGCACAUACACUACUACGCAGUGGCAAAGGUCGAGGACCGACCGGCUGGGUCAGCGCUCGCUGCGAAGCUCGCUGACCUCCUCGAGGCCGCGCGGAAUAUCAGCAGCCUCGCACUUCCCUGCAUGGAGCCGCUCCUGGAGGCGGACCCUCGCGUCGGCACGGCUUUGGCUUCCCUCGCACGGCUCGAGGUCGUCAGGUUCGCCGAUGUGCGCGCGCAGACGUUGAAACUGGCGAACACGAUGGCUAGCAGGCCCACGCAAGUCACGCUUGUACUUGGCACGCCCUGCGACUCCGAGUACAUUAUCAGCGAGUACCUCGUGUCGCUGAGCCAUCUCACCCUACUCCGCAAUGCAAGCGCAGUAGAGAUCGAGUUCUUCGAAUUACAGCCGCGAGACAGAUGCACGCAACCCGCGGAUUUCGACUUUGAACUCGGACAGCUCGGACAGCAUCCAACCGUGCGUGAGCUGCGCCUCCGAUACAGCGGGCCCCUGCCCUUGUUCCACAUCUUCCCGAACAUGCAGGUUCUACGCAUGCGGUGUUUGAAGGAGUGGUUCGCGGAGUUCGACUGGCGGGAGUGGGCAUGGACGGAGUCCGUUCCGCUGGUCGACGUCACAGCCGACAAUGACAAGCAACUCCUAUGCCUGGCCGGGGAGCGUAGCCAGCCGACACUCCGGCAGCUGUGUCUGCACCAGCCUCCAGGCUCGGUCACCGUCGACCUCGACUACGACUACGACGACGAGUUCGAGUUCGACCACUUGCAGCCCGUCUGCUUGACGUUCCCCGUUGAAGAAUGGCAUGCGCCGGAGAACAUGGACAUUGUGUUGUGGCGCGGAUACCUGGGAACACCGGCGGGUCCGGAAGGACGGCUGCGCUACCUGCAAGUGACCGCCCAGUGCGAGUCGGAGGAGGACAUGUCCGUGCAGUGGGCGAAAUGGCUGCUUCCUGCUCUGCGAACGUCCCAGCUGGUGUGCCUGAGGCUCAACUUUGAUGUCUCCACGCCAUCUGGGAAGGUGGCGCGGCUCGGGGCGGCACGGCUCGUUCGAUACGUGCCUUCGCUGCGCUACUUGUGUAUUGCUGAAGGGCAAUGCGUGGAGGAUGACGUGGACUAUGCGUACGAACAACGCUUUGUGGGUAAGUGCACUUGGUGGCGCGUGUACGAUGCCGAGGGCGAGAGGCGCGUGGAGAGCAUCUCGUGCGAGGCCGGCGAGCGCGUCGAGCAGUAUCUGCGCUCGCAGGAAUUCGAGAAGACACUGAGCUUGGACGCGUUUGUGUUGGACGAUGCGUAG
Messenger RNA from Rhodofomes roseus, 1611 nucleotides. RefSeq lists its product as uncharacterized. The coding region runs from base 82 to 1611 and encodes 509 amino acids. NCBI's taxonomy places the organism in Eukaryota, Fungi, Basidiomycota, Agaricomycetes, Polyporales, Fomitopsidaceae. The transcript is spliced from 3 exons. The record is from RefSeq and is a predicted model, not a curated record.